ACAGCCAAAGUUAACCCGUUCACAACCCAACACGUCAGCAAUUGAAAGUCAUUCGAAAAGGAAAAUCUCUAUAUAAGCCAAAGCCUUGGUCACCGGUACACAACCCAGAAAGCCCCGAAUACGCUUGUUGUUCAAUAUUGGCUUCCACAUAAAAGCGUUUUCAAAGCCGUUAGGUAAAAGCAACUCCAUCAGACAAAGCUUAAUUAAUUAAUACAGUCGGCUUUCGCUUAUGACCAGGCUCUUCCUCCCUCGUGAAGGAAUGAAAAAUUUUCACUAUAUUAUAUUGGGAAUGGCACUUGUGAAUUCUGAUUCCAUCAAUAGUUCCUCAUUUCUCCUACUUCCUACACUUUUUCUUCAAACAACAUAACAGCUCGUCGUAUUGUAAGUAAUUACAUUUCUAUGAGAUAUGGCUUGUGAGCAGCCAUAUGAUUGUCGCGCUGUCAUCUUCAACUUCAACGUGGAUAGAUCACUUAUUACUCACCCCCGCAAAAGAUGGCACAUCGCUUUGGCUGCUAUCUCUGCUAUUCGACGUAUGACAUCCCUUGUUUUAUCCGCCAAAACCCACAAACAUUUCCUCCAUGCUCUCUCAUCGCGUUCUGUUUCUUACACCAUCCUAGAUAUCCAGCCCAAUCCUCAUACCAGUGUAGAUAUCCUCACUAAUAAUGUGUUCAACCUCGAUAAGAUUGCUCUCGUUGAGAUUGUAAAGAACAAAGACUUCACCUCCCUCAACCAUCUUGGAGGUGUGCAAGCUGUUUCAACCGCUCUCCAUUCUGACCCAGAGCAGUCUCGGAUCAUCAUUCCUAUUGAAACCACCGACGUUAACAAAACAGCCCUGGCCAAAAUGGUCAAAGAGAGGAACUUGGAACAAUUGAAUGUUGCUACCCUAGUGAUCAACUUCAUUGCAGCUGUUUCUUCUAGCAGAGUCCCUUUAACGGCAAUCCAGCUACUGUGGGUGAACCUGAUCAUGGAUGUAUUCGGUGCCUUGGCACUAGCUGCAGAGCAGCCUACCGAGGAGCUCAUGGAAAAGCCUCCAGUAGGUCGAAGCAAGUCUGAUCUUAUCAAUGGCUUCAUGUAUAGGAACCUCAUUGGUCAGGCUCUGUAUCAGGUGGCAGUCUUGAUGGUGCUACAUUUCAGUGGAAGCUCUAUCUUUGAGGUGAGUGAGGAGAUCAACGACACCCUGAUGUUCAAUACUUUUGUCCUCUGCCAAAUCUUUAAUCUUUUCAAUGCAAGGAAGCUAGAGAAGAAGAACGUACUCGGAGGGAUACACGAAGAGAACCAAUUUUUCCUUGGCAUUGUGAUGAUAACUGUUGUUCUUCAAGUGGUGAUGGUGGAGUUCCUGAAUAGCUUCGCCAACACUAAGAGAUUGAAUUUGGAGCAAUGGGUUUUAUGCAUCGGACUUGCAGCUUUGUCCUGGCCGAUUGAUUGGGCCGUCAAAUGCAUCCCAGUUGCUAAACUUGAUACACUUUGUGUUGCUGAUAUUUUGAACCAUAACUGGGCUAUCAGCUAUGCAUACAGAAUAAGAGAUAGCAUUUUGGGCAUGAGAGGGAACCUUACUAAAAACAACAACCUACAAGAUAUUAGUGAUACACUUUGUGUUGCUGAUGGGUAUGGUCGGAUGCUAGUCACUUCUGUAGGCAUGAACACCACAUGGGGUGAAAUGAUGAGCUCCAUUAACCAUGACUCCAACGAGCGCACACCAUUGCAAGUUCGGCUAGACAAACUAACCUCGUCUAUAGGGAAGGUGGGUUUGACAGUUGCUUUCCUCGUGCUCGUCGUAUUGUUGGUUCGCUACUUCACAGGAAACACACAAGACGAAAAUGGAAUUCAGGAAUUCAAUGGCGGCAAGACAAAGUUCAACGACGUCAUGAAUGAAGUAGUGCGAAUGGUCUCAGAUGCUGUUACUAUUGUAGUGGUGGCAAUUCCCGAAGGCUUGCCGUUAGCCGUCACACUCACUCUUGCUUAUUCCAUGAAGAGAAUGAUGGGUGACCAAGCAAUGGUGCGAAAACUCUCAGCGUGCGAGACAAUGGGCUCGGCCACCACCAUCUGUACUGAUAAAACAGGUACGCUCACAAUGAACCAGAUGAAGGUCACUCAAUUUUGGCUCGGUAAAGAAGUCAUGGUGGAUUAUUCUUUGUCUGCAAUCUCCCCGGUUGUUCUUGAAUUGCUUCAUCAUGGUGUUGGUUUGAACACUACUGGUAGCAUUUACAAACCCGCUUCAAGUGCAGUUCCUGAAUUCUCUGGGAGCCCAACUGAGAAAGCUAUUCUAUCAUGGUCUGUAUUGGAGCUGGGCAUGGAUAUGCAGAAGGUGAAGAAGAGCUGCACUGUUUUUCAUGUCGAAGCCUUUAAUUCGGAAAAGAAACGAAGUGGCAUUUCAAUGAGAAAGAAUGGUGAAGAGACGAUCCAUAUGCAUUGGAAGGGGGCCCCUGAGAUGAUACUUGGGAUGUGUUCGGACUACUAUGAGAACACAGGUACUAAGAAAACCUUGGAUGAGGAUGCUAGGAUGAGUAUCGAGCAAACAAUCAAACACAUGGCAGAGAACAGCCUCCGAUGCAUUGCCUUCGCACACAAGCAAAUUCCUGGAGAUGAAAGAGCGCAACAAAGCCUUGAUGAAGAUGGCCUGACCUUGUUAGGCUUAGUAGGUAUAAAAGACCCAUGCCGACCAGGGGUUAGACAGGCGGUGGAAGCCUGUAGAAAGGCUGGAGUGAACAUCAAAAUGAUUACCGGAGAUAAUGUUUUCACUGCAAGGGCCAUAGCCAUUGAAUGUGGGAUACUCCCAUCCAUUGAGGUCAUUAAAAGUGGAGAGAUCGUGGAAGGUGUAGAAUUUCGAAACUACACACCGGAACAGAGGAUGGAGAAAGUUGACAAAAUCCGAGUGAUGGCUCGGUCCUCUCCCCUUGACAAACUGUUGAUGGUUCAAUGCUUAAAACAGAAAGGCCAUGUGGUUGCAGUCACCGGAGACGGCACAAACGAUGCACCGGCUUUGAAGGAGGCUGAUAUUGGACUCUCGAUGGGCAUUCAAGGAACCGAAGUGGCCAAGGAGAGUUCAGAUAUUGUCAUAUUGGAUGACAACUUUGCUUCGGUGGCCACGGUUUUGAAGUGGGGGAGAUGCGUUUACAACAACAUCCAAAAGUUCAUUCAAUUCCAACUUACUGUGAAUGUUGCAGCUUUGGUGAUCAAUUUUGUUGCAGCGGUUUCUGCAGGUGAAGUGCCAUUAUCUGCAGUGCAAUUGUUAUGGGUGAAUUUGAUCAUGGACACAUUAGGGGCUUUAGCAUUAGCCACGGAACGACCCACAGAGGAACUCAUGGAGAAGCCACCGGUGGGAAGGACUGAACCACUAAUAACCAAUGUCAUGUGGAGGAACCUCAUUGCUCAAGCCCUAUACCAAAUAGCCGUUCUACUGACUCUGCAGUUCAAAGGUGAGUCUAUAUUCGGAGUAACCAACAAAGUUAACGACACUCUUAUCUUCAAUACAUUCGUGUUAUGCCAAGUCUUCAACGAGUUCAAUGCGAGGAAGUUGGAGAAGAGGAAUGUGUUCAAAGGGAUCCACAAGAAUAGGUUAUUCUUGGGGAUCGUGGGGGUGACAAUUGUGCUUCAGGUAGUGAUGGUAGAGUUUUUGAAGAAGUUUGCAGAUACAGAGAGGUUGAAUUGGGGCCAAUGGGGUGCUUGUAUUGGCAUAGCAGCAGUCUCUUGGCCGAUCGGUUGGGCGGUCAAGUGCAUACCGGUUCCAGACAGGCCAUUCCUUAGCCUUCACAAGUCAUUGACCCUCAAAAUUCUCUUACAUUGA
Nelumbo nucifera (sacred lotus) is the source of this 3784-nucleotide messenger RNA. The record is from RefSeq and is a predicted model, not a curated record. NCBI's taxonomy places the organism in Eukaryota, Viridiplantae, Streptophyta, Magnoliopsida, Proteales, Nelumbonaceae.